Ochotona princeps (American pika) is the source of this 1876-nucleotide messenger RNA. RefSeq names its product meiosis specific nuclear structural 1 (gene MNS1). Lineage: Eukaryota; Metazoa; Chordata; Mammalia; Lagomorpha; Ochotonidae. Gene Ontology annotation, cellular component: motile cilium. The transcript has 10 exons. Gene Ontology annotation, biological process: cilium organization. The record is from RefSeq and is a predicted model, not a curated record. The coding region runs from base 130 to 1617 and encodes 495 amino acids.
GCGGCGGUUGCCGGGACACCGCGUCCACCGCGUCCACCGCGUCGGUGCAGCCUCCCCGGGCGGCCUCUGCGCGCCGCUGACCCUGCCUGGGUGGUCGCGGCAGCGGGACGGCGAGCUUGGCCCGUCGGGAUGACUUCCAAAAGGAGAAUCCUGAGCUUUAGUGAGAGGCACCAGAAAUUGGUAGAUGAGAACUACCGCAGGAAAUUGCAUGUUCAAGCCCUGCAAGAAAUCGAGGCUGGGGUCAGAAACCAGGUGGUCAGGAACGAAAAUGAUAACCGCGCCGAGCAGAAGCGCUUCCUCCGGCUGUUGCAGGACGAGCAGUUCGAGUUGGAUAUGGAAGAGGCCAUUCAGAAGGCAGAAGAAAACAAGAGAUUGAGGAAACUCCAGCUUGAACAAGAAGAGAAGUUGGCUUCGGAAUUGGCAAAACUAAAACACGAGAGUCUGAAAGAUGAAAAGAUGAGGCAACAAGUAAGAGAAAACAGUAUUGAGCUCAGAGAACUGGAGAAGAAAUUAAAAGCAGCUUACAUGAAUAAAGAAAGGGCAGCUCAGAUUGCUGAAAGGGAUGCCAUUAAAUAUGAGCAAAUGAAACGUGAUGCUGAAAUAGCCAAAACCAUGAUGGAAGAACAUGAAAGGGUAAUACGGGAGGAGAAUGCUGCAGAAGACAAACGGAAUAAGCUGAAGGCACAGUACUACCUUGACUUAGAGAAACAACUGGAGGAACAGGAAAAAAGGAAGCAGGAAGCUUAUGAGCAGUUGCUGAAAGAGAAACUCAUGAUUGAUGAAAUUGUCAGGAAAAUCUAUGAAGAAGACCAAUUGGAAAGACAACAAAAGUUAGAAAAAAUGAUUACAAUUCAAAAGUAUAUGGAAGAAUUUCAGAAAGAGCAGGCUGUCUGGAGAAAAAAGAAAUGUGAAGAGAUGGAAGAAGAAAACAGAAAAAUCAUGGAGUUUACUAACAUGCAGCAGCGAAGAGAAGCAGACCGAAUGGCAAAAGUUCAAGAAAAUGAGGAAAAAAGGCUACAGCUUCAGAAUGCGCUGUCUCAGAAGCUGCAAGAAAUGCUGCGGCAACGUGAAGAAAUGGACCAAGUGCGACAGGAACUGUGCCAGGAAGAACAAGCUGAGAUAUCGAAGAAGAAACUGAAAGAAGAAGCAGAAGAGAAAUUGAGAAAGCAAAAGGAGAUGAAGCAAGAUUUUGAAGAACAGAUGGCCUUGAAGGAACUGGUUCUCCAGGCUGCAAAGGAGGAAGAGGAGCUCUUCAGGAAAACAAUGCUGGCUAAGCUUGCAGAGGACGACCGGAUAGAACUAAUGAACGCUCAAAAACAAAGGAUGAAGCAACUGGAACACAGAAGGGCUGUGGAAAAACUGAUAGAGGAACGUCGCAACCAGUUCCUUGCAGACAAACAACGAGAACUGGAAGAAUGGCAGUUGCAACAAAAAAGACAAGGAUGCAUUAAUGCAGUCAUUGAAGAAGAAAGGCUAAAACUUCUCAAAGAACAUGCUGCACAUCUGUUAGGAUAUCUUCCUAAGGGAGUAUUUAAAAAAGAAGACGACAUUGAUAUGCUUGGUGAAGAGUUCAGGAAAGCAUAUCAGAAAAGAAACACAACUUGCGAAGAGAAGUGAUGGCAUCCAAUUUGGCAAACCUGGAUUCUUUUGUAUGUAACCACUAGAUGUCAGUGUAACUUGGAUUUUAUAGUUCAGUGGCAUUACAAAUUAUAAUGUGGAUUUUCUAAAUUAUUUCAUAACCUGUAAAAACAAGUAGCAGAAAGUUUUAUUCAAACACAAUCUGAGUACUUGAAUUAUAUAAUACCAUAUAAUAAAGUUCCCUUUUUUUUCAGCUUAUAUUUACUUCUGAUACCUCAAACUGAACUGUUGCCUUCUG